GUGGUGGUGGGGAGGGGGGCAUAAGCGAUCGACGAAACGCAGGCAAGCGGCUUGGGUGCACAAACCCCCUAUCAAGCGAACUAAGUUUAGAACAAAAAAAUCAAUGAAAUUUUAAUGCCAUUACAUUCUUAAAGAGUUCCUCGGCGCGUGAGCUUGUGUCGGGAGGCGUCGCUGGGAGUUGUGCCCGGACAAUGAUGGUCGAGCGUGCACUAGCGAAGUCAUCCCCGACGGCUCCUACGCACCAGCCGCCCGCUUCAUCCGCUGCGCACUGCAAGAUGGUUUUUCGCGCAAUGGGCAGGGUGCUAAGGCGUGGCCGGAAGAACGAGAAGAAGAGUGCCCCCGAGGAGCGACGCCUCUACCUGGAGCCCGACUACGUGCGGGCAUGCAUCACCGAGUCGGAGCUGCGUCCGCUCAUCACCUUGCCACCCUCCAUCGAGCUCAACGAGUGGCUCGCCACGCACGUCACAACAUUCUUCGGACACGUGAACCUGCAGUACAGCGCCAUCUCGGAAUUCUGCACAGCGGAAACCUGCCCGCUCAUGACGGCCUGCAACGUACAAUACUUCUGGCAGGACGAGAGGGGGAAGAAGGUGAAGUGCACGGGUCCACAGUACGUCGACUACGUCAUGUCGUGCAUCCAGACGACGAUCACCGAUGAAUCUGUUUUCCCGACAAAAUACGGCCGAGACUUCCCGAACUCGUUCGAAGCGGUGGUGCGCAAGUUCUUCCGGUUGCUGUACCAUGUGAUUGCGCACAUCUACUGGUGCCACUUCCGCGAGACGGUUUGCCUAGACCUCCACGGCCACCUCAACUCCGUGUUCAGCCACUUUGUGUGCUUCGCGCGCGAGUUCAACCUCCUGGAGCCUAAGGAGGCCGCGGGGCUUGACGAUCUGGUGGAAGCCCUGUGCAACGCGCGUGCCGCUCGCAACCACGGCAAGGAGAGAUGAUGGGAGCAAAAAAAACGUCAAUCGCGAAGCCGAGACGGACGGCCGGGAAAUUUCCGUCGCGCGUUAAUCUAUUCAAGUGUGUGCGCUGGCCAGGCAACUCCUGACCUGCUUCUCCCGGAACCUGCGAGUGACUGCCCCCCCCCGAAUCCUUCUCGCAUCACCAUCUCUCUCGGUUGUGAAGCCUUAACCGGGACGCAGCUUCAAGGUCACGCUCGUUAAAACUGCAAAACUUAUUCAUCAUCCUAAUAAUCAUCAUCGUAUUUGAUGAACCUGGGCAUUUCUGGUUGUAGGUGACAUCUUGAACUGAUAUUGAGGGGCAGCGAAUGGAAUACUCCUCCCAGAAGUCAACAAAUAUCCGUUUUGCUUCCUGCAUUCACAAUGCAAAGUAGGAUUUCGAUUGAUCGUUUCAUUUACGUAACUUCCUGUUUUGUCAUGCAAACAAAGAUGUAGUAAAAAGCACAAAAUAGACCACCCCUUCAGCAACGGGAAAAAAUGAUUGGUCCCACACUUUUUCACAAGCACCGCACAAUUGUAUUCGCCGCUUGUUGCCGCUUGCUACGGUUCCACAGGGAGUGUGCGUGGGGAGAGUGAGUCACGAGCCGGUGGCACGGAGAAAGGUUUGCAGGAAGCACCCGAUGACCUCCUGGGACUGGCAGAAAGCUCCUCGUUGAGUUCCACUCUCACGACCGCUUCAACAACAGCACCUCCCGCCACUGCAGAAACAACAACUGUCGUGUACAGCGGGGCCGCAGGUGCCCAGUGCGCAGGCGGUGCAACUGCACGGGGACCCACGGGCUGGUAGGGCCCCCAUGCACCGGGCUACGAACGGUGGGAUGAGGAAGAAUUAGACCCCAAUUUCUUUCCGUGCACACCAGAGGCCCAUGCCAGCCGCGUUACGCCACUGACAUUACGUAGAACUGUAGCUUGGCAGUGGUUAGGUAGACUGUCGCAUUCUAAUUCACUGAACCAAACUGACACUUGCAGUGUACUGCAAAUACGUCGAGGCAUGCUGGAUCCAAUAUUAACGUCACUUCUGGAAAUAUGAAUGAAACGGCAUUUCUAAAUAGGCAAGUAGUAGUGGCAAUGCCAAUUAUUUACGUAGGAAAGCCUUGCUGAUCUGAAGGACCCUCUCUUUGGGAGGGUUCCUGCAGUGGGAGAUAUUUGACCGAUGACACCAUGAGAAGAAGAGCGUUUGGGACGUUGGAGGGAACACCGGAGCCCGGAGAAACCCACCGCGUCUAUGACCGGUUAGCAGUCGAUACGGCCGUCUCUUUAAGUGGUUGAGAGGAGCGUCGCCCUUUUGUAAGUUGUUUCUGUAACAAGCAAAACAAAACUCGCUCCGAAACGAAUGAAUGUCGUGCGAUUAUGCUGUACUUGCAAUGAUGCUCUUGUGUGCAUUUUUUGAAAAUGUACAAGCACUUUACUGAGGUUCGAACCAAAGCCAUUUGUUACUGCGUAAUGAGACACCGAGCCGGUUGGUUAAGUUAUGCAUUGUUUUAUACCAAGGAAAACCACACACACUGCCUGGCAUCGUGGCAUCACCGAGACUGCGAAGUUUGAACUUGUCCAGAACCUUUUUUCUUGCCUGAAAUGUGAGCAGUAUGAAUUCCAACUGCAGUUCUACUUGGUCUCGAGAUUUAAUUUGUAGAUUGGUCUUCCGGCAUUUGUAUAUAUUUUUUAAGGUAUUUAAAACACGUACUGUCGCUUUUUUUGUUCGAUUUUAAUUCUGUUCGGUGUUUUAAAGUUAGCUUAUUUUCCAUUUUAUCCGCAAAUUCGACAUCUCUCUUAUCGUCGUUGUUAAUUUGCACUGCCUUUCUUACACCUUCUCAAACUAUAGCAAUUUAAAUUACUGUAAAUGGACUGGCUUUACGAAAUGGUAAUUGUUAUAUUUUUAAACAAAAACUACUGCUAUGAGUGGUUUAUUGUACAAUAAAGUUACAUAUAAAGCACAAAAUACGAGUGUUUUGUCGUAAUUUUCCUGCAUAGCUGUGAAAAUGUAAAAUUAUAGAAUUACGGCACACCAAAUUUGAGUGAGCAUAGGUCUUAAAUUAAAUAUCAAUAAAUCCUAUCGCGCAAAGGAUGUGUCUUGUACAUAACAGACCAAC
Lethenteron reissneri (Far Eastern brook lamprey) is the source of this 3052-nucleotide messenger RNA. RefSeq names its product MOB kinase activator 2 (gene MOB2). The record is from RefSeq and is a predicted model, not a curated record. NCBI's taxonomy places the organism in Eukaryota, Metazoa, Chordata, Hyperoartia, Petromyzontiformes, Petromyzontidae.